This is a messenger RNA of Lynx canadensis (Canada lynx), 6167 nucleotides long. RefSeq lists its product as uncharacterized. The transcript is spliced from 16 exons. The coding region runs from base 171 to 4340 and encodes 1389 amino acids. Lineage: Eukaryota; Metazoa; Chordata; Mammalia; Carnivora; Felidae. Gene Ontology annotation, molecular function: DNA-binding transcription factor activity, RNA polymerase II-specific; RNA polymerase II cis-regulatory region sequence-specific DNA binding. The record is from RefSeq and is a predicted model, not a curated record. Gene Ontology annotation, biological process: regulation of transcription by RNA polymerase II.
CCGACCGGGCGCUUUCCCGGCAUCUUCCGGAAAACGCGGGGUCGCUCUUCCCCGUCGGGAGGUCUCGACCCUAGAUUCUCCCCCGGCGCAGGAUCAUCUGGGUCUGCUGCUCCUUCUCGGCACCCGGACCCCUGCCCCCGGCCUCUUGACCACGCAGCACUGUGGUCCAAAUGUCUGCAAAAUUGAGAAAGUCCUCACUCCAUCCACAACCUUCAGAGGAGUCUGACAGCAUCGUGAUAGUGAAGAUGGAAGAGGAAGAGCAGAUCUGUGAUCUGGACUCCAGCCUCCCCUGGAGCACCUCCUGCAGCCCAGAGACCUUCCACCAGCGGUUCAGGCACUUUGGCUACCAGGAGUCGCCUGGGCCCCGGGAGGCUCUGAACCGGCUCCGGGAGCUUUGCCAUCAGUGGCUGAGGCCCGAGGUGAACUCCAAGGAGCAGAUCCUGGAGCUGCUGGUGCUGGAGCAGUUCCUGGCCAUCCUGCCUGAGGAGCUGCAGGCCUGGCUGCGAGAGCACCGGCCCGAGAACGGAGAGCAAGCCGUGACUAUGCUGGAGGAGCUGGAGAAAGAGCUUGACGGGCCAACUGAGCAGGUGUUUUUUGGACAAAAUGAGGACAUGCUUGCAGAGAAGUUGACACCUUGGGAAAUUCAUCGGGAAUCACCAAAUAGCCAGAUCAAGCCCAUUAAGAAGCAGCUGCCAUUAACAUCAUGGGAGUUUCACUCAAGACAAAAAGCUAAAGAGAGCAAAACUAUCAAUGUGAAUUCAGCUUCGAGGCAAAAGACUCCUCCAACCAUAGAACUGCCUUACAAUAUUUCUGACACCCUUCAUAUGAAUGCUUCCCAGAGUUUCACGUAUAGAAGAGCUUGUGAACAAGAUAGUGGGUUUGAAAGAAAACAGAGAAACCCUUCUGGAAAAAAACAACAUAAGUGUGAUGAAUGUGGCAAAGUCUUCAGUCAGAGCUCAGCCCUUAUCCUACAUCAUAGAAUCCACAGCGGAGAGAAACCUUAUGCAUGUGAUGUGUGUGCAAAGGCUUUCAGCCGAAGUGCUGUCCUGAUUCAGCAUCGAAGAACUCACACUGGGGAAAAACCCUACAAGUGUCAUGAAUGUGGGAAAGCCUUUAGUCAAAGCUCAAAUCUUCUCAGACAUAGGAAAAGACACACUAAAGAAAAAGUCCCAUCAGUGUUUCUGCAGCUGUACUCCAGGCAGAACUCUGGGCUAUCCGAGGAGAGGCGCCAGGCCAAGCGCAGUCUCAAAGCGGUCAUUGUCGUCGCACCGCCCCUCCCCCGCCCGGAGCCCAUCUCCAUGGCAACGCGGGGCUUCGCCUCUCCCCGCCUCCUGGGACCCGCAGACCGGAAGCAGUCCGUGCCGGGGGCUUCUGGGAAACGGCUUGUGAGCGGCGUUUCUGCGUCUGCUUUGGACAGCGAAGCUGCUGCGGAUCCCGAGUCGGAGGAGACAGAAAAGAAGCCUGGCGGGAUCUUCCUCGGCUUGCCGGGAGUCGCGGACAGGCCGCUGUCUCCGUAUACAGCAGUUGGGGGGCUGGUAGAGGUAGAUGGAAAGCCAGAUUGGGCUUUCAGUACCAUCGGAGAGUCUUCCAUCCCCUGUGUCCUCCGCGACCCUCGCCUUUCCCCCCUCCCCCCUCGGCCGGUUUUGUUCUAUUUCGAGGCCUGGCGUCUCGCGGAGGGUUCUGGGACUCAUUUUGGGCGGAGGUGGGAGGGGGCGGGCCUUGCGAGGGGGCUGUCGGGGCUUGUAGUUCCGCCGGACGCGGGCGGAAGUACCGUGGCCCCGACGUUGUUGGGGCAGUGUGGCCUUCGGUCAUCCGAAAUCCGCCGAGGCCCCGACGUUGUUGGGGCAGUGUGGCCUUCCGUCAUCCGAAAUCCGCCGUUGCUAGUGCGGCGAAGAGGGGCUGGGAGACGUCGGGGCGGGGUUUGCAGCGGAACUCGGCCGGAGAGAGCCUGUGAAGAAAGCGAUGAAGAGGAAAAAAUACUGAGAGUGAAGUUGGAGGAGGAUCCUGAUGGUGAAGAGGGAUCGAGCAUCCCCUGGAACCAUCUUCCUGAUCCAGAGGUUUUCAGACAGCGAUUCAGGCAGUUUGGAUACCAGGAUUCACCUGGGCCCCGUGAAGCUGUGAGCCAGCUUCGAGAACUUUGCCGUCUAUGGCUCAGGCCAGAGACACACACAAAAGAACAAAUCUUGGAGCUGGUAGUGCUGGAGCAGUUUGUUGCCAUCCUGCCCAAGGAACUGCAGACCUGGGUUCGAGAGCAUCAUCCGGAGAACGGAGAGGAGGCAGUGACAGUGCUGGAGGAUUUAGAGAGUGAGCUAGAUGACCCUGGACAGCCGGUUUCUCUCCGUCGGCGAAAACGGGAAGUUCUAGUAGAGGAGAUAGUAUCUCAAGAAGAAGCUCAGGGAUUACCAAAUUCUGAGCUGGAUGCUGUGGAGAACCAGCUCAAGUGGGCAUCCUGGGAGCUCCAUUCCUUAAGGCACUGUGGUCCCCCGCAGAGGCGCACUCCUCCCUGGCUUCGCAUCCCUCUUCCCAAGCCUCCGCGCGGCGCGCCCGCCACCGAGCUGCAAAUAUGCAGUCCUCCCGGCUUCCUAGAGGGGUGCGCCCGCUCCCACUUCCGGCGCGCGCCGCCCGAGGCCGUUCUGCUCCCUCCUUGGGGUCUGUCCCGCAGCCCGCCGAGCGAAGGGCAUGGUGAGGCCAACAGAUCUGGAGAUGAUUGCCAUUGCAAAGAUAGUGUGUUACUCAUGGUUUCCAAGAGGAGGGGUCAUGCCAUGCCCCACAUGGUGAAAUCACAGGAUCAGUCAGGAGGCCAGACUUUCAUUCCCUCCCUGCCUCAACUGAGCAGCAUUUUCAGACUGUCUCUGCCAAGAAUGUCAGGAAAAACUGCAGCCUUGGCCUACCAUGCUUCGGAAGAACAAGAAGGACUUAUAGUUGUGAAGGUUGAAGAAGAGAAUUAUGUUUGUGGGCAGGACUUUGGCCUUCAGGGAGAUACCUGUGGCCUGGAGACCUUCCGCCAGCAGUUCAGGCACUUUGGUUACUCUGACUCCUCUGGGCCCCGGGAGGCUCUGAACCGGCUCCGGGAGCUUUGCCAUCAGUGGCUGAGGCCCGAGGUGAACUCCAAGGAGCAGAUCCUGGAGCUGCUGGUGCUGGAGCAGUUCCUGGCCAUCCUGCCUGAGGAGCUGCAGGCCUGGCUGCGAGAGCACCGGCCCGAGAACGGAGAGCAAGCCGUGACUAUGCUGGAGGAGCUGGAGAAAGAGCUUGACGAACCAAGGCAACAGGACACGGCUCAUGGCCAAGGAAUGAUCUGGAAGGAAAUGACAUCCAUAGGAGCACUGAAGUCUCUGAGUAUACAGCUCCAGCCCUUGGAGAACCAGUGCAAGAGUGAGACUCAAGAGUCCCAGGCUUCCCACGAGGGAGAUGGCAAGCUGGUGGGUGAUGAAGUAUUAACAACAAAGCAAGAAAUUUUUGAAUGUGUAGCAUCAGCAGCCAUGAUAUCCCCAGGAAGACUCCCUGGGGAAACUCCUUCAGGACAGAUAGUUGAAGAAGCUUUGGGAGGCCUGCACAUCUUUGAGAAGCCAAAAGGAACAGUUGCAAGGAACAAAAUGAGUCAGCUCCCUUCUCAGGAAAGACAUCUUAGUCUGGCGGUCUUCAACAAGAAAAUCUCCACAGAAGAGAGUGUCCUUGGACAUAACGAAAGUGAAAGGACUCUCAGUGUGAACUCAAAUGUUGUAACACGACAGAGAGUUCACGCUGGGGGAAAGGUCUACGAGUGCUUGGACUGUGGGAAAGCCUUUUGCCAGAGCUCAAAGCUGAUUAGACAUCAGAGAAUUCAUACUGGGGAGAGGCCUUAUGCGUGUAAAGAGUGUGGCAAAGCUUUUAGUUUGAGUUCAGACCUUGUUAGACAUCAGAGAAUUCAUAGUGGUGAAAAACCCUAUGAAUGCUGUGAAUGUGGAAAAGCUUUCAGGGGCAGCUCAGAGCUCAUCAGGCAUCGGAGAAUUCACACUGGAGAGAAGCCUUAUGAAUGUGGUGAAUGUGGGAAAGCCUUCAGCCGGAGCUCAGCCCUCAUUCAGCAUAAGAAAAUUCACACUGGAGACAAAGGUUAUGAAUGUACUGAAUGUGGUAAGGCUUUUGGUAGAAGUUCUAUCCUUAUUGAACAUCAAAGAAUUCAUACUGGAGAAAAACCUUAUGAAUGUAAUGAAUGUGGAAAAUCCUUCAAUCAGAGCUCAGCCCUCACGCAGCACCAGAGAAUCCAUACUGGGGAGAAGCCUUAUGAAUGUAAUGAAUGUAGGAAAACAUUUAGGCAUAGGUCAGGCCUUAUGCAGCACCAGAGAACUCACACCAGAGUUUAAGUCUUGGGUAAGAGUUGUAUACUUGUGUCAUACUAGGGAUUCGCUUUGGGGUGAGACUGCACGAAAGUUAGACGUUUCCUAAGAGCAGAGUUUCUGUCCUUCCUGUCUGAGUCAGUACUUACUGUAUGAGCAGAUCCACACAAAUAUGGUUGUUGACGUGUUGAAUGAGCACUUACACAGUAAGGCCAAGAUUGGGGCAGAGAUCCUGAAAGAGCUUCUUACAUGAUGGACUGAAAGGUGGUGCUUUCAAUGGCAAGGAUCUCUGCCCAGCAAGAACAUCGUGCAUUUGGCAGUUGGAGGCAUGUGCUGAGAGUCAUUCGGUUCUCUGAGGUGUUGAAUUGUGAGGUUGUGAAAUGUUGAAUUCUGUCCUGGAUCAGUUUAUAGCUCAUUCUGCCCCCUUGCCAGUUCUCUCCUCAGCCCUGAGCUUCCAGAGGUCAGUUGAGGUUUGUUUAUUUAUUGAGCACCUGCUAUGUGCCAGCCAUCAGGGGCAGACAUGGCCAUUGCCCUCCCAGAGUUAAGGGCUAAUGGGAUACAUAUAUAUUUAUUAAACAGGUAAUUACAGUAAAGUGUGAUAAGUUCUUUGGUAGGAUAAAUCUUGGAUUCUGUCAAAAUACAAGGGGGGCACCUAACCUGGUUUAGGAGUCACUUAAGCUUCCUGGAGGUGAUGAAAUCUCUGUUGAGGAAUAAAGGGUGUGUACAAAUUAGGCAGAUCAAAGCAAGAGGGAAGAGAACAUUAUAGGCAAAGGUUAUAGCACAUACAAAGGUAUGGAGAGAGGAUCUGUAGAGGUCUCUUCAUCAGGAUUCCUUUCAAGCAGGAAUUUCUUCUCGUAGACCCUGGUUCAGAGGACAUGUGUUGAUUUCUCUCUUUCUGUUUAUAAUCACAGAUUUGUGUAGCCUAUCCCAGACCCAGAGUGACCUAAGAGACCUUGAGCUACUCAGAACAGUCAGUGUAAUGGUAGACUUUGGUGCAUUGUAUGGAAAAAGGCAUGUAUGUACACCACGGAAAGAAGACAUAUUGGAGGCUAGAGGGACAGUGUUGGUGUUCCGUGCCCCUAGGGCUCAGGAAAUGGGAAGCUCACAGAAGCAUAGGAGUGAGAGGUCUGCCUUCCCAAGGUCUACUAUUCCUCAUUUCCUGUCCCCUCCCCUUAUCACCAGCUAGAAGAUACUAAGUUACUUGAAGGCAAUGAAUCCUUAUUGAAUUACCCCCUUAGAUUCCUCAAAACUCUACUUCUCUGUUGAUUUUUAUUUUGGCAGUUUUAAUUAACCCACCAUUAAUUGCUGAAGGCAAUUCCUAUGUAAGAGAAAGUUUGAUUUCUCUUUUAAGAUGUCCUGAUUUCCCUUCCAGAUACUGUUACUUCUGAAGACUUGGUGAUCAAAUCUGUUAUGGGUAAUAGGGGAGGUGAAAUUGGGGGAGGCGGACAGUCUUUAUGUCCACAGGUUGGGGGAUUGUCAUUGAAUGAGGUCAAUCAGAAGUCUAGAGAGACCCUUAAAAUGGAUGAAGUUGCCCUUUACUAUAGGUGACAAUCAGAUGAUUUCAUGUUAAUUUUAUUUAAUAGUUUUUUUCCCCUGGGUUGUGAAUUAAUUAUAAAUGUUGGUAAUACAGAAAAUGAGAAAGUAGAAAUCACCUUCAAUCCCACCACCUACAGAAACGUUAACAUUUUGGAGUACUUUCUAGUUGUCUUCCCCCAACUCUAGUAUUGGUAAAAAUCUUUCUUGGUAAAUCAUUUUUAGUAAUUGAUUUUAACGUUUAUACUUUUGAGUAUAUACUUAAACUGUUUAGUGUUAGAAUGUAAUGCAAGAUGUAUUGUAAUAAAAUUUGAAUUUUAA